Molecule: messenger RNA, 2076 nt
Organism: Anneissia japonica
Lineage: Eukaryota; Metazoa; Echinodermata; Crinoidea; Comatulida; Comatulidae
Exons: 2
Coding region: 240-1631 (463 amino acids)
Source: RefSeq, a predicted model, not a curated record
GGUCCCAGUAACACACACACACACACACACACAUUUAAUUGUAUAAGAAGUACCAUAGUCUCAGGUCAGCCAAGAAGCAAACUACAUCGAACUUAAGGUUAAUAAAUGAACAAUGAUGUUUCCUGUUCUCACUUAAUAUGGAGUGAUUCACAUUGCAAAGCCUAACCGUGUUAUUGAUCGGCUUAACUCGAUGAUUUUCAACAUCUUUAUCAUUUCUUUCGUAUUAGAUUAAGAACAGUAUGAGAAAAAGUCGACCUAUCACCGCUAUCGCUGCUGUAGUACUCGGCAUUUUGCUUUUCCUAUAUUAUAGCCCUAUUUAUUCGAAAAAGCAUGACAUUGUAGAAGAUGACGCUAAUACACACGAUGUGAAGCUUAGUGAAGACAUGGCAAAUAUACGCAUUCGGAACCUUAUUGAAGGAGAAAUUGGAGAAUUUCAAUUGGACAAGUCACGAUACACAGUAACGUAUCCACCAGACAGUUCAUGUUAUCUUAGGGAUAAAUUACAAAAAUUUGGGUUGCCAAAUUUACAUUCAUUUUUUGCGGAUCCCAUAGGAAAAUAUGUUGCAUUCAAUGGUUUAAAGUUAUUACAAGAGAGAUGGCAUUUUCAAACAUUUAUUUGUGAAUUCCCCGAUGGAAAAAUUACUAAAAAUGAUCCUAUUUUAGCAGACACUCUGAGUUUCGGAUGGCUUCCUCAGUACAUAGUGAUAAUAACAUGCCCACUGCCGGAGAAAUAUCAAACAAGAUCGAGUUUCAAGAUUAAUCUUCGAGUAUUACCAGAGAACAUCUCAAGUAUUGAUUAUGUGGACGUUGGCGGCGUAAACAGUGUAGUGGAGACCAAAGCGUAUGAAAACCUAACAAUCUGUCAGUCAGGAGCAGCCAAAAAGCAUUUCCUUGCGAUGUGUACAAUGGUGAAAGAGGUGGACGAAUUUAUACCCCCAUGGUUAAUGUACCACAGGAAUAUGGGUGUGGAGCAUGUAUACAUUUAUGACAAUGCAGACAGUGGUGGACAAAGUUCGAUGAACGAAUCAUUGAGGGCGUUUAUAAAUUCUGGAUUUGUAACUAUUAUUCCCUGGGCACACACGACGUCACCAAAUAAGACAUAUCUUGAGAUACAGAUCGCUCAUGAGAACGACUGUUUAUGGCGGCAUCGACAUGACGCAUUAUGGAUGAUAAAAACAGACGUCGAUGAAUACAUUCAGCCAAUGGAUCCUUCAAGACCUAAAAUCGUUGACUAUCUGACGGAUCCAAAACUUUACUCCUUAGGUGGACUUAGAAUUCAAAAUUGGUUUUUCGGACGACCACCAAAGCUACUUAAUCCAGAAGGAAAUAUAAUUCAAAGGAAUGUUUGGCGAUCGAAAAAACCAAGCUUACAGAAUAUUGGGCAUGACAAAAACAUUUUGCGGCCAAUGAAUGUUCAUUAUUUUAAAAUACACGCCAUAAAAUUAGGAGGUGAAUUAAAAUCAUUAAAUCCAUUUAAAGAAAUGAGAUUGGUACAUUACCGUGGUGACAAUCCGCGGUCACGUCACUUCAAAUUACCUAAAUUUAUAGUCAAAGAUACAAGUAUGGUCCAACUGUGGUAUUCAGUGCUCCAAAACGAAUUCUCAGACAACCCCUAUCAGGGGCGGAUUUAGGGGGGCAGCCCCGCCCCCCCCCCUUUUGAGAGGUUAAAAAAAAAGAAAAAAAAGAGAGAAAAAGAAAAAAUGAUAGCCCAGAAUGCCUCAAAUGUUAUGUUCGGGCGUCUAGAACACAAACAUUUCCGCCCCCCCCCCCCUUUUGGACAUUUCUGGAUCCGGUCCUGCCUAUUAAGGGGGCACCUCUAUUAAAGGGACGGCAACACUUUUUGAUUGUGCAAAAUGGUCAAAUUAAUACAAUUGAAUUUGAUCAGGGGACAGUUUUUUUUAUUGUAUCAAAACAACUACAGUAGUCACAAAAGGAAAAAAUCAUUCAAACUUAUAUUUUUACACUUUUUGAGCAAUAAACUAAACAUCAAACCAGAUUUUUUUCCAUCCUUAGAAUUGACAUUGGAUACCUACGUGUUACUUCGUAUAAAUAAAAUCUUGUCAAUUUUGGCCAUUA